Messenger RNA from Cygnus atratus (black swan), 5567 nucleotides. It is a transcript of the gene SIGLEC1, whose product is annotated as sialic acid binding Ig like lectin 1. The record is from RefSeq and is a predicted model, not a curated record. Bases 152 to 5191 code for a protein of 1679 amino acids. The transcript has 23 exons. Lineage: Eukaryota; Metazoa; Chordata; Aves; Anseriformes; Anatidae.
UGUUGUGGAGGCACAGCCGGGGGUGCCUGCCGGGGGACACGGGGACCGCCAGGGGAACACAGACCCUCCCCGCCACGCCGAGGGGCUGCUGCACAACGACCAGCCACCUCCUGCCCGUGUGUGCCCGAGCCUGCCCUCUGCUGCCUGCCCCAUGGCUGUGGCCACAUCCCAGCUGCAGUGGCUCGUCCUCCUGGCCAGCCUUGUCCCCCCAGCCCACGGCUCCUGGGGUGUCACCUACCCCCGUGAGCUGUGGAGCAUCACGGGCUCCUGCGUGGUGUUUCCCUGCACGCUGAGCUUCCCCGACAGCAUCUCGGCCAGCAAAGGCAUCGUGGCCAUCUGGUACAAGGACUACAGCAACCAAAAGACCGUGGUGUACCACUCGGAGGGCCAGGAGGUGGACGCCAGGUUCUGGGGCCGAGCCCAGCUCCUGGGGGACCCGACUGCUCACAACUGCACCCUGCUGCUGCGGGAGGUGACGCCGGAGGACAGCGGGCCCUAUAAGUUCCGCUUCGAGAUCGUCGAUGGAGACCGGUGGUCGGCGGAGCAGGACGUGGUGCUGAGCGUUUCGGAUGUCCUGGAGCGCCCGAACAUUGCCGCCAGCGAGGAGGUGUCCGAGGGGACGGAGUUCACCUUCCAGUGCUCCACGCCCUACGUCUGCCCGCUGAGCGACGUGGCCCUGCGCUGGGCGGGCUAUGAUGAGCGCGUCUCCUCCGUGUCCGGCCGCGUCCAGCUGGACACCAGCGGGGUCGGCCACCACCUGAGCCUCGUCACCUCCUUCUCCUGGAAGGACCACUCCAGGGCGCUCUUCUGCGAGGUUCUCCACGGCUCCCAGAAGGCGAGCGGGGAGCUGGUCCUGCGGGUGAGACACGCCCCAAAAGGCACCAGGGUGUCGAUCACCCCCUCGACGCAGAACAUCCGCGUGGGGGACACGGUGUCCCUCAGCUGUGUGGUGAACAGCAGCUACCCGCCGGUCUCCGCGUACCAGUGGUACAAGGACGGCGCCGCCGUGGGCAGCGAGCACACCCUGACCCUGCGGGGUGUGCGGCGGGCGGACCACGGGCAGUACCGCUGCGAAGCCCACAACGCCCUCGGGGCCAGUGCGGCGCCCGCUGUGAUGCUCUACGUCUUCUCCGCCGAGAUCUCCGUGAGCCCUGCGGCUGAGGUGCAGGAGGGGACGAGCGCCGAGCUGUCCUGCGACGUGCCCAGCAGGGAGGGCCAGGACCUGAACUACACGUGGUACAAGAACAGCGCCUGGCUGCAGGAGGGCCCCGCGCACACCCUGCUCUUCCACCGCGUGGCCGCCAGCGACGCCGGCUUCUACUCCUGCAAGGUGACCAACGACCGGGGCAGCACCGCGUCCCAGCCCGUCAGCCUGAGCGUGACCUACCCCCCCAGGACCCCCUCCCUGACGCUGCUGCAGGAGCCGCAGGGCGGCGGGCUGGCUGUCGUGCACUGCACGGUGGACAGCCGCCCGCCGGCCACCCUGGCGCUGUACCGCGACGGCAACCUCGUGGCCACCAGCGGCUCGCAGGCGGCCCCCAGCCAGCGGCUCGCCGUCACCGCCGCCCGCAACGCCCUGCGCCUGGAGAUCCGUGGCGUGCGGCCGCAGGACGGCGGGCAGUACCGCUGCACCGCCACCAACGCCCUGGGGAACGCCACCGCCACGCAGCCUUUCGUCACCCACACUGCCAGAGUCCUGAUCCAGCCCUCGGCGGAGGUGCGGGAGGGGGAAGCCGUCACCCUGAGCUGCGAGGUGCUGGGCGACGCGGGGCCGGCCACGUUCGCCUGGUACAGGAACGGCCGGUGGCUGCGGGAGGGCGCGGAGCCGGCGCUGAGCUUCCCGGCCGUCCGCAGCGCCGACGCCGGCGCCUUCCAGUGCCUGGCACAGGGCAGUGGCCACAGCCACACCUCGGCGGCCGUCCCGCUCCGCGUGCUCUUCCCACCCCGGCAGCCAGUGAUGAGCUCCCUCCUGGAGACCCAGGGCGGGCAGCUGGGCAUCAUCCAGUGCACCGUCGAGAGCGACCCGGAGGCCAACCUGACCCUGUGGAGAGGAGACGAGGCACUGGCUUGCACGCAGGGCUGCCCCCCGGCCCCCAGCCCCCGGCUGCAGGCGACGGCCUCGUACAACAGCCUGAGGCUGGAGCUGCGGGACGUGGUGCUGGAGGACGAGGGCACCUACGUGUGCCGGGCCGGGAACACUCAGGGCAGUGCCAGCGCCUCCAUGGCCUUCAAUGCCGAGACUGCCCGCGCCCUGGUGUCCCCGUCCUCCCACGUGCUGGAAGGCAGCGCCGCCAACCUGACCUGCCAGGUGAGCAGCGACUCCCGGACCCUGCCCAACGUCACCUGGUACAGGAACGGGCAGCGGCUCCCCCAGGGCCCCGACGCAUCCCUGGUGCUUCGGCGGGUGGCGAGCGGGGACGCGGGGCUCUACCAUUGCACCGCCGCCACCGAGAGGAGCAGCCGGAGCUCUGCCGCCGUCCUGCUGGAUGUGCUGUACCCCCCGAGGGACCCGCAGCUCACCGCCUUCCUGGAGACACAGCGGGGCCGGCUGGCCAUCUUCGAGGGCUCGGUGGCGAGCAACCCGCCCGCCCAGCUGGCCCUGUACAGGGGCGAGGAGCUGGUGGCCUCCAGCAGCGCAGGGCACAGCACCAACCCGAGGGUCAGCGCCACGGCCGUCCCCAACACCCUCCGGGUGGAGGUCCGGGAUGUCACGCUGGCAGAUGAGGGCACCUACCGCCUCGCCGCCACCAACGCGCACGGCACCGUGUCCCAGCACCUCUACUUCCGUGUGCAGGCCGCCCGCGUCCUCGUCACGCCGUCGGCGGAGGUGCUGGAAGGGGACGACGUCUCCCUGACGUGUGAGGUGCUGGGGGACCUGCAGGCAGAUGCCGUCUUCUCCUGGUACAAGGACAGCAAGCACGUGCAGGACAGCCCCGGCCACAUCCUCGCGCUGCCCCACGUCGCCAGCGAUGCCGCGGGCUCCUACCACUGCAAAGCCCACGGCCCUGCAGGGACCGGUGCCAGCGUCUCCCCGGCCGUCAGCCUGCGCGUCCUCUAUCCCCCCCGGGUGCCGGUGCUGGGCUCCUUCCUGGAGACGCCAGGGGGGCGGCAGGGCGUGCUGCAGUGCCGGGUGGACAGCAGCCCCCCGGCGCAGCUGGAGCUCUUCAAGGACGGCGCGUUGGUGGCCUCCAGCGCGCUGCCAGCGCCCGCCACCUCCCCGCGGCUCAGCGUCACCGUGGCCACCAACAGCCUGCGGGUGAGCAUCGGCGACGUGCUGCUGGAGGACGAGGGCGAGUACGUGUGCGCCGCCAGCAACGCCUACGGCAACGCGAGCACCGCAGCGAACUUCACGGCAGGGACUGCCCGGGUCUGGAUCUCGCCCUCCUCGGACGUCCGUGAAGGGGAUGCCGUGACCCUGACCUGUGCAGUGGACAGCGCCGCCCAGGAGGCUCUGACCUACACCUGGUACAAGAACAAGGUCUGGCUCAGCAGUGGCACGGCCCCGCACAUUGUCUUCCCCAGCGUGAUGGCCGCCGACGCCGCCUCCUACCACUGCGCCGUGCAGAGCCCCGCCGGCACCCGCAGCGUGGCCCCCAGCACCCUCAGCGUCCUCUACCCCCCCCGGAACAUGCAGCUGAAGGCCUUCGCGGAGAGCAGCGGGGGGAGAGCUGUCAUCCUGCUCUGCACCGUCGAGAGCAUCCCCCCGGCCGAGGUCAGCCUGCACAGGGAGGGGCAGCUGGUGGCCUCCAGCACCGCUGCGGCCGCCGGCCAACGCUCGCCCUCUCCCAACGCGCUGCGCCUGGAGCUGCCGGCCGCCGCGGCGCAGGACGAGGGCGAAUACGAGUGCCGGGCACGCAGCCCCCUCGGCAGCACCCGCACAUCCCUGCCUCUCCACGUGCAAGCCGUCAGGGUGGUGGUGCGGCCAGGCACCGAGGUGCACGAGGGCACGGCAGUGACGCUGAGCUGCGAGGACGCGGGCGCCCAGCCGGGCACCGUCUACACCUGGUUCAAGAACGGGCGCUGGGUGCAGGAGGGCCCCGGCGCCGCGCUCCUGCUCCACACCGCGCGCAGCAGCGACGCGGGCGCCUACAGCUGCCAGGCGCGCACGGGGGCGCGCAGCCGCCGGGCCCCCCCCGCAGCCCUGCGGGUGCUGUACGCGCCCCGGGAGCCGUCCUUUGUGUCCCUGGUGGAGCCGUGGGGCGGGCGGCAGGCCGAGCUGCUCUGCACGGUGGACAGCCACCCGCCCGCCGACAUAGUGCUGCUGCGGGGCCGCGCGCCCCUCGCCUCCACCCGGGGCCCCUCCGACCCCCGCGUCUCCGUCCAGGCCGAGCCCAACGCCCUGCGGGUGCGGAUGGCGGCGCUGGGCCCGGGGGACGCGGGGCUCUACGUCUGCUCGGCCAACAACAGCUUCGGCACCGCAACCGCCUCCCUGCUCCUCGCGGCGAGCGGUGUCCGAGUCACGGUGGAGCCCUCACCAGAAGUCCCCGAAGGUGCCACGGCCACCAUGAACUGCUCGGCAGUGCCCUGGGUGGGCGACGAGGCCAACUACACGUGGUACAAGAACAGCCGGUGGCUGCGGGAGGGACCGGCCAGCGCCCUCGUCCUCAGCCCCGUCUCCAGCACCGACGCCGGCUUCUACCACUGCCGGGCGAGCGGCGUGCAGGGCAGCGCGGCCUCGGCCCCGCUCAGCCUCAGCGUGCUCUACGCCCCGCGGGCCGUGGCCGUCAGCACCUUCCUGGAGAACCGCAGCGGGCGCGUGGGCAUCGUGCUGUGUGCGGCCGAUAGCCACCCGCCCGCCGCCCUCGCCCUGUACCGCCGUGGCCACCUCCUGGCCUCCAGCCUGGCCACGGCUUCCACCCCGGGGCUGCGUGCAGCCGCCUCCCGCAACGCGCUGCGCCUGGAGAUCGCGGCCGUGGGGCCCGAGGACUCGGCCGAGUACAGCUGCGUGGCCAGCAACGCGCUGGGCAACGCCACGGCCAGCGCCUACUUCGACACCCGCACACUCUCCCACCUCCUGGUGUUCACCAUCCUGGCCGGGCUGCUCCUCGCCCUGCUCUGCGUGGCUCUCCUGGCCCUCCUGGCCGCGAGGCUGUGGCCCAGGCUGCGGAAGAUUUGGGGCUUGCCACGGGCUGAGGACACCUUCGAGCUGAGCAGGAAGCAGGAGCAGCUGCAGGUGGACGGAGCAUCCUAAGCCGCUGGCUCUUUGGCCCAGGAGCGACUGUAGCAGCUGGAAACCGCACAGCCCCAGAGAGGGGGGCCCAGAGCCACCCUGGGGCAGCCCAGCCCCAUCCUGACAUCCCCUCCAAGCCCCCCCUGCCUCCCUCCCUCCCCUGCUGCACGUGGGCACAGCUCUGUGCUGGGCACAGCGCCCGUGGUGCUCCGGCUGCGCGCGGUGCGCCGCAGUCUGUGGCUGCUCGGAGCUGCCGAAUGCCCAGGACCCCCGCCGGGGGGGGGGCGAGCCUGGUGUCGGCCUCUUGAGCACCACCAUCCUCCCCCCCCCCGACUGAGCCACUGCCCCCGGGGGGCUGCGUGCUACUCACCUGUCUGGAAAUAAAGCACGGAGCAGC